GCCUGCCCAGCUCCGUCUCCUUCCGGGUUGCGGGUCGCAGCCGCCUCCUCUCCCGUGACCUGGGCCAUGGGGGCGGCCGCCGGUAGGGACGCCCGGGACGGUGCGGCGGCUCCGCUGGACCCCGGGCGCCGCACGGCCCUGCCUCGGGGAGGCAGGAACCCUGCGGCGCCCCGAGACAAGGUCUUCUUAAUCAAAGGUGGAAUUUUUCUAGGUACAGUUGCUACAGCAGGAAUGAUAGCAGGUUUUGGCACGACACUUGCCAUGGCAAAAAAGAAGAACCCAAAUUGGUUCAGUAAGGGUAUUACUGCUACUGCUGCAUUACCAGAGAGUGGUUCAUCACUGGCCUUACGAGCCCUAGGAUGGGGCUCGUUGUAUGCAUGGUGUGGAGUUGGAUUGAUAAGUUUUGCCACCUGGAAGGCUCUGGGCGUUCACAGUAUGGAAGAAUUCCAAACUAAAAUGCAAUCGAUGUUUCCAGCAAUUCCUAAAAAAAGUGAAUCUACUGUUGAAUGGGAAGACUUACUUAAAUCCAAAUGAAAGAAGCAGAAUAAUUUGGAGAUGUCCCUUAAAGUGAGAAGGGCAGGGGAACUACUGGAAGUGUCCCAUCCAAAAAACAGAAAAGAAAACUCAGACUGAGUGAAUUACUGAAUUCACUGAACCUGGAGAUGCCAGUGAGCAUCUAACAAGAAGAGAAUUUAUAAAAACAAUUUAUAUUAUGCUGUAUUUUUGCUGGUAACUUUUCAGCCUGUUUGAUAUAGUUGAUUGGUGAGGAAAUCCAAGGUAAGUUGUAUCCAUCUUGAAAAAAGAUUGUAUCUUACCAAAACCUGAAGAAGAAACUAAUCUUCAGUAGUAAAUAUAAUGAAAAUACAACAAUAAACCCUUAUCCCAUCCUGCCUCUCAAGAGAAAUUUUAGGAAAUUUCUCUAGGAAACAACAGUACUUUCAGUGUCAUUUGCAUAUCCCAUUAGGAAUAUAACCAACCAUCAAGUAAAUUUUAACAGAUCUGUUAAUGAGCCUGAAGGUAAAGUAUAGAGUGGACUCUUCUAAAAAUAAAGGAGAUAGAUACUUAAAGUUGCAACAGAGGAAGUGUCUGAACCACGCUAUUUUUGAAUGUCUGGAGGGAAAGCUAAAAGCAUCCGGAAUGCAAGGAAUGAGCUACUGAGCUUCUCUGUAGAGCAGCAGAAGAGAUGUGUACAAAGUGCACUUUGUUUCCUCAGUAGCAGCUUUUUUUAUUGCAUCCUACAAUAGCAAAUCUGAUCAUUUGCAUAAAAGCUGCUAUUGUAGUUGUAUAGAAAUCUAAGUUGUAAGUGAAAAUGGUGUAAAAUACUGAGACACCCAGUCUGUCUUAUACAACAAAUAUUUUCAACUAAGAAAAUAGACAGUCAGGUAUAGCUUUUUGUAUUUCAGUGGUUCCUGUGGCUCUUCUACCUGGAGAAUCCUAAGCAGUAUGUUAUUUUUCGCACUGCAGUAAUCUCAUGAAGUGUGGGCGUAAACAAGGAAGAAUAAUGUCUUAGUCAAACAUUGUAUUUGCAGAAUUGUAAAUCUGUAAAACUGCAGAAAUAAAAAAUGCUAUCACUGAACAA
Molecule: messenger RNA, 1579 nt
Organism: Dromaius novaehollandiae (emu)
Lineage: Eukaryota; Metazoa; Chordata; Aves; Casuariiformes; Dromaiidae
Gene: TMEM242
Product: transmembrane protein 242
Exons: 4
Coding region: 67-534 (155 amino acids)
Source: RefSeq, a predicted model, not a curated record